Messenger RNA from Penicillium maclennaniae, 597 nucleotides. RefSeq lists its product as uncharacterized. The coding region runs from base 1 to 597 and encodes 198 amino acids. The record is from RefSeq and is a predicted model, not a curated record. NCBI's taxonomy places the organism in Eukaryota, Fungi, Ascomycota, Eurotiomycetes, Eurotiales, Aspergillaceae. The transcript has 2 exons.
AUGCCUCAUUUCCCCAUGAAUUCAGGGUUCAACUCCAGCGAUGCAUCUAGCAGCGCGCUUCCUUCAGUACAAGUGAAGAACCGUCGGAAGCGGUACCUGGACCUGCACCCAGAGUACUUCUCGGCGGAUCUUGAGCUCGCCGACCCGUUGUUGUACGAUCGCCUCAUCCGCCGAUUCCAGACACCACAGGAGAGGGAGGCCCUGGGCCGUGAAAAGGGUUUCUCGGGCGUCCUACAGGCGGACAUGCAACGCUCGGAAGCGAAGAUGGAUGCUCUCGCGAACCCAGAUCCCAAUGCAAUGCUGAGCUAUACUCGGGGUCCUGAUGGAGAGAUUCUGGCCGAGGACCGUGAUGACAUCCCCGCUAGUAAGGAGGAAGGAGAGAAGGCCUGGCAGUGGGAGAUGGGCUUGCGGUUCAUGAGAGGCGAUGACGAUGAUUUUGACUACAAGACCGUCGAUGAGAAUGACGAUUAUGAUGAUCGAACCGAAGAGCAGGACAAGUACUUCGAGGAUGAGGAGCCUGAGUGGCUGGUCGGCGAUGCCCGCGGUGAUGACGCUCAUAUGAGUCUUCAGGGUGAGACGGGCGUGCAAGAUUUCUGA